AUGCGUGGACUUGUCAUCUUCAGCGCGGCCGUCGCCGUCGCCAACGCUGCUGCCGUCGAGAAGAGGCACUACCCCGUUCCCGGAUCGGAGGAGCCCGUCCCUUCUGUUCCUGACAACGAGUACACUCCUCCCGACAACAGCUAUCCCCCUCCCGGCAACAGCUACCCUCCUCCUGGAAACGAGUACCCUCCUCCUGGUAACGAGUACCCUCCUCCUGGACAGUCCACCGAGGUUCCUCCUCCUCCUCCUCAGCACACCGAGCCUACUGCUGUCUACCCUCCUCCUGGACAGUCCACUGAGGUCCCUCCUCCUCCUCCUCAGCAGACUGAGCCUACCGGCGUUUACCCUCCUCCCGGACAGAGCACUGAGGUCCCUCCUCCUCACGAGACCCAGCCCACUGGUGUCUACCCUCCCCCAGGACAGAGCACUGAGGUCCCUCCUCCUCACGGAGAGUCUACCACUGAUGUCUACCCUCCUCCUGGACAGAGCACCGAGGUCCCUCCUCCUAAGGGCACCACCACUGAGGUUACUCCCCCCGAGGAGACCACCAGCGACUUUGUCCCUCCUGUAGAGUCUACCACUGAGGUUCCUCCUCCCGUCGAGUCUACCACUGGAGUCUACCCUCCUCCUGGCCAGUCUACUGGUGUCUACCCUCCCCCCGGAGAGUCUACCACCGAUGUCUACCCUCCUCCUGAGGAGACGACCAGCGACUCUACUCCUCCCGUCGAGUCCACCUCCAGCGAGUACCCUCCCCCUGAGGAGACCACCACUGGUGGCCACGAGGCUCCUUACCCUCCUCCUUCUCACACCAAGCCUUCUUACACCAAGCCCACUUACACGAAGCCUUCAUACACCAACACCAAGCCAAUCUACACCAAGCCUUCGUACACCAAGCCUGGCUACCCCGGCACCACUGAGAUGACCACCUCAACCCUCUACACCACCACUUGCUACACCGUCACCAAGUGCCCUCCUGAGGUUACCGACUGCCCUGAGCGACCUCACGUCACCACCGAGACCGUCGUCAUUGGCACCACCGUCUGCCCCGUCACCGAGGAGCACCCCACCGACGUCGAGACCAUGCCCGUCUACACCGACGUUCCCAAGCCCAGCAAGCCUGUCUACACUGCUCCUGUCGAGCACCAGACUACCACUCACCUGACCACCUCUACCAUCUACACCACCAAGGUCACCACUGUCACCAUGUGCCCUCCUGAUGUUGUCGACUGCCCUGAGCGUCCUCACACCCGCACUGAGACCGUCGUUGUCGGUACCACCAUCUGCCCCGUGACUGAGACCCACGUCGUCCCUGUCCCUCCCAAGCAGACUCACCCCGUUGUCCAGCCCCCCAAGGAGACUCACCCCGUCGUUCAGCCUCCCCACCCUGGCAACGGCACCUACAACCCUCCCAAGCCUCAGCCUCCCAAGGAGACAUACCCUGUCCCCGUUCCCGUCCCCAGCAAGCCCGUCGAGCCUGAGCACCCCGAGAAGCCUCAGCACCCUCAAGAGCCUGAGAAGCCCCAGCAGCCUACUCCUCCCAAGGAGACCAAGCCUGUUGUCCAGCCUCCUGUUGAGUCUCACCCCACCUACCCCGUUCCUCCUCAGCCUGAGCAGCCCGAGCACCCCCAGGAGCCCGAGAAGCCCCAGCAGCCUGAGAAGCCUGAGCAGCCUGAGAAGCCUGAGCAGCCCCAGCCUCCCAAGGAGACUAAGCCCGUUGUUCAGCCUCCUACUCCCAGCAAGCCCGUCGAGUCUGCUCCUCCCGCUGUUACCAAGCCUGUCGAGACCUACCCCGCUCCUCCUGCUUCCACUCCCACUGAGCCCGCUCAGGUUGUCAACGCUGGUGGACGUGUCUCUGGUAGCAUCCAGGCCACUCUCUUCGCUGCCGGUAUCGUCGCUUUCUUCCUGUAA
Messenger RNA from Fusarium pseudograminearum CS3096, 1908 nucleotides. RefSeq lists its product as uncharacterized. The transcript has a single exon. The record is from RefSeq and is a predicted model, not a curated record. Bases 1 to 1908 code for a protein of 635 amino acids. Lineage: Eukaryota; Fungi; Ascomycota; Sordariomycetes; Hypocreales; Nectriaceae.